CCAUCAUCAUGAUUGAAGUUGUGGGGCCGAGAGCUGCAGGUGUUCCACGGUCACAAUUAAAGAAAAACUUGGCGACAUGCUGGAGGUGAAGGCGGUUCACACGGAGUUCGCACGCUGACGCCCCGGUCAUUUAAAAGCUCUGUGAGUCAGGAUGAACAGCGGGCUGGCCUAUCCUCUGGCCUCUCUGUACGUAGGAGACCUGCACGCUGACGUCACCGAGGCCAUGCUGUACCAGAAGUUCUCUGCUGCUGGACCCAUCAUGUCCAUCCGUGUGUGCAGAGACAUCAUCACACGCAGGUCUCUGGGAUAUGCCUACAUAAACUUUCAGCAGCCCGCUGAUGCGGAGUGCGCUCUGGAUACGAUGAACUACGACGUCCUCAAAGGUCGACCAAUUAGAAUAAUGUGGUCACAGCGAGACCCCGGACUGAGGAAGUCUGGUGUGGGCAACAUCUUCAUCAAGAAUAUUGACGAGUCCAUUGACAACAAGGCCCUGUAUGACACCUUCUCAGCCUUUGGAAAUAUUCUAUCCUGUAAGGUGGUCUGUGAUGAAAACGGGUCCAAAGGCUACGGGUUUGUCCAUUUUGAGACCCAGCAGGCCGCCAACCGCGCCAUCGAGACCAUGAACGGGAUGCUGCUCAAUGACAGGAAAGUUUUUGUCGGCCACUUCAAGUCCCGUAAAGAGAGAGAGGUAGAAGUUGGAACCAAAGCCAUGAAGUUCACCAACGUCUACAUUAAAAACUUUGGUGAGGACUGCACCGACGACAAACUCAAGGUUCUCUUCUCCCCAUUUGGUAGAACCUUGAGUGUACGAGUGAUGAAGGACGAGACUGGACUGUCCAGAGGAUUUGGCUUUGUUAACUUUGCUAACCACGAUGAUGCUCAAAAGGCAGUGGAGGAAAUGAAUGGGAAGGAGCUCAACAGAAAAGUCCUGUAUGUGGGUCGAGCUCAGAAACGCGUGGAACGUCAGGGAGAACUUAAACGCAGGUUUGACCAGAUCAAACAGGACCGCAUCCAGCGCUACCAGGGAGUGAAUCUCUACGUUAAGAACUUGGACGACACCAUCGAUGACGACAGACUGCGGAAGGAGUUCGCUCCCUACGGCACCAUCACCAGUGCCAAGGUAAUGACAGAUGGUUCUCAGAGCAAAGGCUUUGGAUUCGUCUGCUUCUCUUCACCCGAGGAGGCAACGAAGGCGGUGACGGAGAUGAACGGGAGAAUCGUUGCCACCAAACCUCUGUACGUGGCUCUGGCCCAGCGGAGGGAGGAGCGUAAAGCCAUACUCACCAACAAGUACAUGCAGAGACUGGCCUCACUCAGGUCCAUGCCCAACCCCGUCAUCGACUCCUUCCACCAGACGGGGUACUACAUGACCGUGCCACAGCCUCCCAGUCGCUCCUUCUACAACCACAGCGCUGUGAGCAGCAUGAGAGCAGCUCCUCACUGGGCAGGACAGCCGCAGAGACCACAAGGCCUCCACUCAAACCAGAUGUUUGGGAACUCUGUUCGACGUGGAUCACCGACCAUCGCUACGGUCAGACAGGCCUCCACUCAGGCUCCGCGCGUCAUGGGUUCUUCACAGAGGAUGAACAACAUUGGGACCCAGACUGGGGGGGGCCGUACAGAUGUGCCCUCUGUGAUCAGGACUAACCAGUACAAGUACUCGUCUGCAGUGAGGAACCCACAGCAGCUGUCUGCACCUGCUCCAACAAGGCUACAGAUGGUUCCAGCGCCGGUGAUGGAACCGAGCGUUUAUGUUCCAGCUCUGGAGCCGCUCACUGCCUCCAAACUGGCUGCAGCUCCACUCAUGGACCAGAAGCAGCUUCUGGGUGAGCGACUGUAUCCACUGAUCCAUGCCCUGCACCCCAGCAUGGCCGGGAAGAUCACUGGGAUGCUGCUGGAGAUCGACAACUCUGAGCUGCUGCACAUGCUGGAGUCGCCCGAGUCCCUGCACUCCAAGGUGGAUGAAGCUGUUGCAGUCCUACAGGCUCACCAGGCAAAGGAAUGUUCCACCAAGAAAUGACCGCGAGAUGAGGUCUCAGCAACAGUCGGAGGAGGAGGAGAAUUACUUAAAAAAAAUUGAAAAAAAAGAAGGAAAAAAAUGAAAAAAAUAGAGAUGAUGUGCUGUUUAAGAAAAGUGAUUUGUGAAAUCGAUCAUUUUGUUAUUACCAGAUCUUUUGUUAUCAAAUAAAGUUUAAAGUAACAGGCA
Messenger RNA from Cynoglossus semilaevis (tongue sole), 2206 nucleotides. It is a transcript of the gene pabpc1l, whose product is annotated as poly(A) binding protein, cytoplasmic 1-like. The record is from RefSeq and is a predicted model, not a curated record. Gene Ontology annotation, molecular function: RNA binding. NCBI's taxonomy places the organism in Eukaryota, Metazoa, Chordata, Actinopteri, Pleuronectiformes, Cynoglossidae. Bases 152 to 2020 code for a protein of 622 amino acids. The transcript has 16 exons.